AUGGACAUCGAUUAUGGAGACCGCUCUCUGCCUGAGAGCUUGUGUGACCAUGGCCAAGCCAAACCGCCGGAUAACGGGGAGGGGGUUCGCGGCCCAUCCUUCUGGGAUACGCUCAUGGGAGGGGCCCAGACGGCUGCUUCCAGGGAGGUUGAAGACUACAUGAAGACUGGCAAGAUGAAGGUGGAAUACGCCCAAGGGAACAAAAGGCUACCAAAGGUCUUCCUCGAUAAAUCGGUGACUGAUAAUAUGUAUUCUCCAUGGAAGGAGUCCUUGGUUGUGAGUUUGCUGGGGAAAACACUUGGCUUUCGCACCAUGAGGACCAAAUUAAGCAAUAUUUGGAGGCUGGCGGGGGAGUUUGAUCUUCUUGAUGUGGACAACGGGUUUUAUCUGGUUAAGUUUGAUCUUGAGGAAGAUAAGCAGAAGGUGAUGGAGGGUGGUCCGUGGAUGAUAUUUGACCACUACCUAGCCGUUUCGACAUGGAGUCGGGAUUUUGUUUCACCAGCAGCGAAGGUCACCAAGACCUUGGCUUGGGUUCGUAUACCAGGACUGAAUGUUGUCUACUAUGAUGAGAGUUUUCUGUUGUCCAUUGCCAACGUGAUAGGAACACCUGUCAAGGUUGAUACUAACACUCUGAAAGCGGAACGAGGACGAUUCGCACGAAUAUGUGUGGAGAUUGAUCUCACUGAACCAGUGGUUGGCAAACUCUAG
Messenger RNA from Lotus japonicus, 708 nucleotides. RefSeq lists its product as uncharacterized. The transcript has a single exon. The coding region runs from base 1 to 708 and encodes 235 amino acids. NCBI's taxonomy places the organism in Eukaryota, Viridiplantae, Streptophyta, Magnoliopsida, Fabales, Fabaceae. The record is from RefSeq and is a predicted model, not a curated record.